GAAUAAGUGGAAUGGAAGAGCGAAGCGACAUUGGGAACGGUAGGUAAUGGCUGCAUCAAAAUUAACCUUCAAUUUUCUUCUGCUCAAUUUCCUUGCCAGCCUUCGCAUCCCAGAAAUCUCCCUAUGUGAUCGCUCUAGACAGCCAAAAAGACAUGUUGCUAUGUUCAUAUUUGGAGAUUCAAUCUUUGAUGCAGGAAACAAUAACUAUAUCAAUCUCAGCGUUUCGGAUAGAGCAAAUUAUUGGCCAUAUGGAGAAACCUUCUUCCACUUUCCUACUGGGAGAUUCACCGAUGGCCGUCUCAUUGUCGACCUCAUCGCAACAAAGAUAGGUCAACCGUUCGUCCCCCCAUAUUUACAACCUGGUAUUAAUUUCACUAAUGGAGUAAAUUUCGCAAGUGGUGGAGCUGGUGUCUUUUAUGAAACUGAUCCUAAAGUGAUUAGUCUUGGCAUGCAACUUAGCAACUUCAAGAACGUGGCCAUUUCGAUGGAGGAGCAGCUUGGGGACAAAGAGGCAAAUAAACGGCUGAGCCACGCAGUCUAUGCGACUUGUGUUGGAGGCAAUGAUUACUCUCAUUUUGUUGAUAAUUACCCCAAUGCUACUCAGCUGGAGCAAGAUGAAUUUGUGAAGAAUUUGGUGGGUAACUUGACAGAUUUUGUAAAGGAAUUGUACACUUUUGGAGCAAGGAAAUUUGCUAUUUUAAAUGUAGGGCCAAGAGGUUGCCUGCCAGCCAUAAGACAAAGCAAAGAACUCCGUGGUGAUGAAUGUGAUGAAGUAUCAUUAGACAUGAUAAAGAAGCAUAACAGUGCUGCAUCUAAAGCCAUCAAGGAAUUGGAAAGCAAACUUUCAGGAUUCAAAUACUCAAUUCUAGACUUCUAUACCAUCCUUUAUGAUAUGAUAAAGGACCCAAAGGCUUACGAUGCCAUCUUCCUAGCUUGACCGACCACAAGCAAAGAUGUUCGCGUCUGGAGUCUGCCUGGAAUCUGGAUUUGCUGCUUGGAAUCUGCCUCUGGUUGCCGAUUUAACGAUGCUGCAAAUCCUUCCACAAGGACUCGUUCCACUGACCUUGCUCCUGGAAUUUCUUCUGACGUGACUUUGCGGGGAGUUUCUGCUUGCUUCUGCCGCGCCUUUGCUGCUCUAUAGCACGUAAUCAUUUCUUAAUCUACUAACUUGGUUCUCAUCAAAUUAAUGAACAGGGCACCACGUCUUCGUCUUUUUUAUUAUGAACUAAACCCAUGUCUUCUAAACUGGAUCUUGUCAUCACGAGUUCUUGAUUGGAUCUUUCGAAGCUUGAAUAUGGAAAAAUCCCAUCAUCAACUUUGAUAUUUAGCAUACGAGAAAACACAUCACUGAAAGAUGUCCUCCUACUUACGAAGCAACGAAUAACAUCUAAUCUUUGCUUUUCAGCAGUGGCUUUGUCAAGGUGACUA
Populus euphratica (Euphrates poplar) is the source of this 1428-nucleotide messenger RNA. RefSeq names its product GDSL esterase/lipase 4-like. Bases 47 to 937 code for a protein of 296 amino acids. Gene Ontology annotation, molecular function: lipase activity. The transcript is spliced from 5 exons. The record is from RefSeq and is a predicted model, not a curated record. NCBI's taxonomy places the organism in Eukaryota, Viridiplantae, Streptophyta, Magnoliopsida, Malpighiales, Salicaceae. Gene Ontology annotation, biological process: lipid metabolic process.